AUGUCAAAUUUCACAAACUUUCGCAUUCUUGCUCCCCUAGUGUAUCAACGCUCAUCACUUAGUGUUUACUUCGGAACAGUGGCGAACCAAGAAGAUUUCGCGGACGCUGAAGAUGAAUGUAUGAGAAUUGGCGGGCAUCUACCUUCCAUAUCCAACGCUUUCGAGAACGCUGUAGUACAAAACGCUGUUCAGAAGCAGCUCGGGACCAACUUUGGCGGCAAAAUAAUCAUUGGCUACUCCAACUUGAUUAAUAAGGGCUUUUCAUGGAGUGACGGCAAUCCUUCAACAUACACAAACUGGGCACCGGGAGAGCCUGUGACAGCAGUUGUUGGAGUGGCAUGGAUGGAUUUCCUUACCGGAUGGUGGAACACUGCUGCACCAUUUGCCACUAGUCACUUCAUUUGCGCGCUCCCUUCCUAUAGAAUAAGUUGUUAAAAAG
This is a messenger RNA of Cylicocyclus nassatus, 439 nucleotides long. The record is from the annotation of a GenBank genome assembly. NCBI's taxonomy places the organism in Eukaryota, Metazoa, Nematoda, Chromadorea, Rhabditida, Strongylidae.